AUGGCGCCCCAUCCCGACAUUGCCGCCGACGAGCGGGCACUCUCGCCCAUGGCCGUGAAUGCUCUGCAGCUGGCCAAGUCAAUGGUCAAGCGUGACCAACCUGAGCCAUACAAGAACCUCGCCUCAGCAGGCGCACGCCCACCCAACGACCUCUCCGGACCCGGCUUCCAGGCUCUGUUUGCUCUCAUCGGUGUCGGUCUCGCCCUUGGAGCCAUCUGGUUCUUCUUCUGGGCCAAGAACGGUGGCUUCAAGUGGCGCGACAACGACUGGGAGGACUACAAGUCAACGGUGCUGAGACGCAAGGGACCCGACGGAAAGACUCUCUCCAACGCAACCAAGAGCACCAAGCUCGGUGGUGGCAGUGUCGUCCACGGUGGUAGCUACUUCGGCGAACAGAGCGAGCUUAACUACACGGAUGAGUCUGGUACCAGUGUCGACCCAAACGAAUACCGCGACGCCGAGAGGGGCGAGGGCGGCCUUCGUGGCGGAGACGGACGAAGGCACAAGAAGCACCGCCGCGACCACACCAACGACUACAAAGACCCUGAGCUCCGCAAGUACCGCGAGGAGAAGGCUGCCCGUGUCGGUGGCCUCAACCGCGUUGGUGAUGGCAUGUACACAGACUACUCCGGCUCUCAACCCUCUGAAGUCGGCGGCUCCCAGGUCUCUAGUAACGCACCGCUGGUCAAGAAGGACGCCAAGGAAGUCAAGGACCCCAAGAAGGAAGCCAAAGCCAAGGAGAUGCGCGCAAGGGAACGCAUGCGCAAGGCCAAAGCCGCCGAAAAGGAAGCCGCCAAGAAGGAAGCCGCUGAAGCCAAAGCCCGCAAGGAAGAACAAAAGGCAGAGGCCAAGCGCGCAAAGGAAGAGCAGAAGAAGUCCAAGAAGCACGGCACACCCUCUGAGGCUCCCGAAAUGGCUGAAGUUACCCGCCCCAUGAUCGAGUACCGUUCCCCCGAGAGUGACUACACCCGCGCCUACACCGAGUACACCGCCCCAUCUGAAGCCGGCACACCCACACGCGCUCCCACAAGGAGCAAGGCCCCGUCUGGACCUCGCCGUGCUCCUCCUUCCGCUGCAUACUCUUUCACCACCGGUGACGACGACACUGCUACCGUCUACACCGGCGUCUCUACCUCUGACUUCGCCAAACCGCCCCCUCCAAAGGCCGCCCCCAAGACCGAGCGCAGCGCCCCCUCCGAAGUCACCGAGUCAAGCUACUACUCCGACUACCGUCCCAACGCCGACAAGUCCCUCUACUCCGACCCCAACAAGCACGCGCCCCGCUCCCGCUCAGCCCGCCCGUCUCAAGACCGCCCUUCCCAAGACCGCACCUCGCGCUCCGGCCGCCCAACCUCUGAGUCUCGUCCCCGCCCCUCAGGCUCGCGUUCGCGUCCCACCUCUGAGUCGCCUCGCAAGCAACACCGCACUUCGCGUCCUGCUCCCCCUGCAUCUGACAUCUUCACCACUACCAACGGUGAUUCUCAGGGCCACAUGAGCUACCCGUGCCACAUUCCCGGCCUUAGCCAGGCGGGUAGUGUGCACCCGAUGGAGAGCGUGUCUCAAGUCGGUGUCCCGACUAACGCGAGGAGGGAGAGGGGCGGUAGAGAUGUCAUGGAUGGCUACCGUCGUGGUGGUGUCCGCGCUGUUGGACGAAGGGACAGUUUGAGCGACAGCGACUAG
Messenger RNA from Alternaria incomplexa, 1680 nucleotides. RefSeq lists its product as uncharacterized. The transcript has a single exon. The record is from RefSeq and is a predicted model, not a curated record. The coding region runs from base 1 to 1680 and encodes 559 amino acids. Lineage: Eukaryota; Fungi; Ascomycota; Dothideomycetes; Pleosporales; Pleosporaceae.